Messenger RNA from Rotaria socialis, 906 nucleotides. The record is from the annotation of a GenBank genome assembly. NCBI's taxonomy places the organism in Eukaryota, Metazoa, Rotifera, Eurotatoria, Philodinida, Philodinidae.
AUGAUUUCUAAACACUAUAUUAUCGCUGGUCUAUGUUUUAUUUUGGCUAUUAUUGGAAUUGAAAGAACUAUUUAUUGGUUCCUUUUUGUUUCUACAUUCAUUUUUGGUUUUAUUAUCCAUCUGAUUGUUAACAAAAAAAUAUGGAUCAAGUCAAAUCCAAUUUAUGACAAAAUCAAAACAGCUUUCAUUCAAUCAAAAUUAUUUAUUCGUAUUUCUGAUUUACAAAAUGAUUCAUCAUCAAGUUUGAAAAAGUCAAAAUCAUCGACUGAACGUGCACCACUAACAGGAAUAUCAGAUAUUGAUGAACCACUUUAUGAAUUAGUUGAUUUAUUUGUUCGUGAUUAUAUUGAAAUAUGGUAUAAAACUCAAAUAAGUUCUGAUGAAUCAUUUAUUGAUGAUGUAAAAAGUGGAAUCUAUACAACUAUUCGUCAUUUAUCGGAAAGAUUACGUGAAAUUGAUUGGUUGGAUUUUUGUACUGGAACCAUUGUUGAUAGUUUUGCAACACACGUUCGAUUAUAUCGAAAUGCAAAAGAACGUUUACGUCUAGAACAAUCAACAGAUAUUCGUUCAUGUUUUUUCGAUUUAGAAGCUGAAUAUGAAAGAGGCAUUUGUCGAGAUGAAGUUUGUAUGGAUAAAGAUAAAGAAAAAGAAUUUCUUCGAGAUAUUGUUGAAGUUCUCAUCUAUAUUCUUUUGCCUGCUAAUGAAUUCCGUUGUGUACCAGCUCGGGUUCUUAUUCGAGAAGUUGCAGUUAAUUUAGGUCUAAUACCUUUUAUUGAUAUGUAUUCAGAUCCAGAUGCAAUCAAUCAAUUGAUUAUCAAUAUGCUAGAGGUGUCAGCCGAAGGGGUGAACGGCGGCGGUGGGCAACAAUUUUCAAUUUUUAAAGAUUUCCAGCGGCUUAUUAUUUGA